AUGUCUUCUUUCGACGACGAUGAAGCCCUUUUCGAGGACAUCUACGAUGAUGAUGUUUCCAAAGAUUCUGGAGUAAGCAAGGACGAACUGAGCACCACUGGUGCCACUGAAGUCAGCGAGCCACCUAAAGAAGAAGAUCAGUCUGCGAAGGCUCCCGAAACAGCUGAGACUCAGCAGGUAGUAGCUGCCUCAGAAGCACAACCUACACCUGAACAGCCAGCAGCUGCUACCCCAAACUCAGCAACUCAAGCAGCAGUCCCUCCACCUAUCUCUGCACCUGAAUCUGAAUCCUCAAUUAGCCAGAGUUUCGGACAACAACAGACUGGCCAACAACAAUAUGGUCAGCAAGAAUUUGGCCAGCAACAAUAUGGUCAACAGCAAUAUGGCCAGCAGCAACAGUAUGGUCAGCAGCAGAACCAGGGCCAGGACAGGAGAAUGGCCCCUUCCAAUUUGGGACGUGACAGUGGAAAGAUGUUCAUUGGUGGGCUCAACUGGGACACCACGGGGGAUGCUUUGGUUGAAUACUUCUCUCAAUUUGGAGAGAUCUUGGACCAUACCAUCAUGAAGGACGCAAGCACAGGCAGAUCUCGUGGAUUUGGUUUCUUGACAUUCAAGGACCCCAGAGCUGUUGAUGAAGUGAUCAAAAAGGAUCACAUCUUGGAUGGAAAAUUGAUUGACCCAAAGAGAGCCAUUGCUAGAGAUGAACAAGACAAAGUUGGAAAGAUUUUCGUGGGAGGAAUUGACCCAAUGGUCAAUGAGAAAGACUUCAACGAUUUCUUUUCGCAGUUUGGUCACAUUAUCGAUGCUCAGCUCAUGAUUGACAAAGACACCGGUAGAUCACGAGGAUUCGGAUUCAUCACCUUCGACACCCCCGAGGCAGUAGAUAGAGUUUGUGUCAACAAGUACUUAAAGUUAAAAGGAAAGUCUAUGGAAGUCAAGCGGGCUGAACCAAGAGGUCUGCACCAACAAAGCCUGCACCACCAACCACAACAGCAACAACAACAGCAACAACAGUAUAAUCAAUAUGCCAAUGCAUUCGGUCAGAUGCAAAUGCAAUACGCUCAAAAUAUGCCCAACUUCCAAGGUGCAACUCCUGAGAUGAUGCAAGAGUACUGGCAAAGAAUGCAGCAGUGGUACAUGAUGCAACAGCAAGCUGCUGGUGAGGAUGGUGAGGGACAGGGUAACGAACAGCCUGAACAACAGCCAUUGAAUCCUCAACAGCAGGGAUCUGAGCCUCCUCUGGGACCAAGUGGACAGAAGAUGCCAACUCCACCAGGUGGCCCUCGUAAUGCCCGUGACAGAUUUAGAGAUCGUAAUGACCGUGGAAGCGACCGUGGAAACGAUCGUGGAAGCGACCGCGGAAAUGAUCGUGGAGCAGGUCCGAAUGCCCGUAAAAUGAAUUUGCCUAAGGGUCCAAGGCGAGCUCCACCUUCAGGUCCAGCAAAUGGAGGAGGAAACGGAAAUGGAAGCGGAGGCGGAAGAGGUAGAGGUGGCUACAGAAGUAGAGGCUACCAUCCAUAUAGUAGAGGUGGAAGAAGAUAG
Sungouiella intermedia is the source of this 1542-nucleotide messenger RNA. NCBI's taxonomy places the organism in Eukaryota, Fungi, Ascomycota, Pichiomycetes, Serinales, Metschnikowiaceae. The record is from the annotation of a GenBank genome assembly.